AUGGGAGGACGACCUCCAACUUCUAUCAUCAUUGACCAAGACUUGGGAAUGAAAGGAGCUAUUGCCAAGGUCUUUCCCAACACCCGUCAUCGUUUAUGUCUUUGGCAUAUUAAGAAGAAAUUUGUGGAAAAGUUGUCACAAGUGUACUAUAAGAGAUCGAAAUUCAAGAAGGAUAUGAAAGAAUGUAUUAGGAGGACAUACAAGAAAGAGGAUUUUGAAAAGAGAUGGAUGUUAUUGAUGAAGGAAAAUGGGUUAGAAAGCAACCAAUGGCUUCAAGGGUUGUUUGAUAUUCGAGAAUCAUGGGUACCCGUUUAUAAUCGUGGUACAUUCUUCGCUGGUAUGAAUACGACCGGACGUAGUGAGGGCAUCAACUCAUUUUUUGAUGGUUUUGUAACUCACACGUCAAAUCUCAAAGAAUUUGUGGUGAAGUAUGAGAAAGCCUUGAGUAGGAUUGUGAAAAGGGAAAAUGAUGAAGAUUUUGAGUCUGAACAUAAGUUUCGGAUUGUUAAUGACCUUUUGUUGAAGCAUGCGGGGAAAAUAUAUACUAGAAAUGUCUUUAACAAGUUCAAGGAUGAAUGGAGUAAAGUCUUUCACUACAAAGUUGAAAAUGUGAUAAAUGGCGAUGGUUUUCAAUCUUUCGUAGUGAAGUCAAAAGAUGAUGAACUUGAAAAGUUCGAGGUGACAUUGGAUUCACAAACCUAUGAGGGUAAGUGUGAAUGCCAACAAUUUGAGUUUGUUGGGAUAUUGUGUGCGCACAUUUUGAAAGUGUUCGUUCGAUUAGACAUUGAUGAAAUACCGAAACAUUUUAUUCUUCCACGAUGGAGGCAAAAGGCCAACAAAUUUAGGAUAAUUGAUUUCCAAGGAUUGGUGCAUGACGACGGCAAAGAAGCAUCUGAGGCAUUAAGACUUAGUCAUAUGUGUCAAGAAGCUACAAAAUUGGCUUGUUUGGCCGCCCCAUCAAAUGAGGCAUACAAAAUUUUUAUUAAAGGUAUGAAUGAUUUAUUCGAGAAGAUCCAAGAAGUUUCUAAGGUGUCUCCAAUUGAAAUUUGUGCUGAAAAAGAUAUCGAGAAAUCUAUCGAGCCAUCGCCGUCUCAAAUGUUGCUUUUGGAUCCGAACAUCUCAAUUUGCAAGGGUAGGAAAAAGGAUGUCAGGGGCAAAGCCGCUACUACACAGUCCGAAAGAUUGAAAAGCAAUAUUGAGAUGUCAUUAAAUAAGAAGAAAAGAAAGUGUCACAUGUGCUUUCAAUUUGGACAUGACAAGAGAACUUGUCCUUCGAAUCCAAUGCGUAAAACUAACAAAGGUUACUCAAUUACUAAUUCUAUUUUUCUUAUUGACGUAGAUGUUCUUAUUUACUAA
Molecule: messenger RNA, 1356 nt
Organism: Rhododendron vialii
Lineage: Eukaryota; Viridiplantae; Streptophyta; Magnoliopsida; Ericales; Ericaceae
Product: protein FAR1-RELATED SEQUENCE 5-like
Exons: 1
Coding region: 1-1356 (451 amino acids)
Biological process (GO): regulation of DNA-templated transcription; DNA transposition
Molecular function (GO): zinc ion binding; DNA binding; transposase activity
Source: RefSeq, a predicted model, not a curated record